Messenger RNA from Podarcis lilfordi (Lilford's wall lizard), 193 nucleotides. The record is from the annotation of a GenBank genome assembly. Lineage: Eukaryota; Metazoa; Chordata; Lepidosauria; Squamata; Lacertidae.
AUGCCGGCCGCCUUGGCCGAAGUGUUUGGUUUGAGCUUAGAGGAGCAGCCCCUGGAAGAAGCCGGGAAGGUUGCGCUCCGAGCCUUAGAGGGUCCGGCUGGCCAGCAAGCGAGCAGGACCUCUCCUCCCGACAGGUGAGUGAUGUUGUUUUCUUUGCAACGGAGCAGACGGUGGAAGGGAGCGCAGCGCUUGA